AUGAAGCUUCUUAAUCUCCUCUUCGUUGCGUUUACGCUUGGCGGCGUCUCUUCUGCUACCCCCACCCCUAAGGCGGAUGCAAUCGAACCCAUCACUGGAACUGUCAUUGGCACAGGUGUCACUGAAGAUGGCGAGCCUUACACUAUCACGUCUGACUUCAUUGAAUUGAAAGAUUCAAAGUGGCGUGAGUUGUCUAUUGCUUGUUCUGCUAAGCAGACGUCGUGGGCCGCACCCGAAGCUAAUAAAUCUCGCACAGUGGCCGAAAUGAAGAACUACCCCGGGAAUUUCACCUCCCUCGAAAAGCGACAAGGCACUGGUGCCAGUUUGAACUGUAACCAAUGGUAUUCUAACAAAUAUUGCUACUGCGACGGCGCAAUCUCGAAUCGUGGCGAUUCUUACUGGGGUAGCCAGGAGUUCUGCAGCAACAAUGUUAAUAGAAACUUUCGGGGAGAAGUCUACCAUGUCAAGUGGCUACCAACGGUUAAAAUCGAGUAUUGGGCGGGGAACGUGUGCAACUACGAUAGAUAUAUUGGAACCGACUGCGGUGAUAUCUUUCUUGACCUGAUCGAUUGGUGUCAAUGGACGUGGAUGGCUGCGAAGGGAGGAAUAAGGAAUUUUGAUGAGUGUCUUUGGUUUAGGUUUGAUGUAAAUAGUCGUUAG
This is a messenger RNA of Aaosphaeria arxii CBS 175.79, 660 nucleotides long. RefSeq lists its product as uncharacterized. The record is from RefSeq and is a predicted model, not a curated record. Lineage: Eukaryota; Fungi; Ascomycota; Dothideomycetes; Pleosporales. The transcript has a single exon. Bases 1 to 660 code for a protein of 219 amino acids.